Cladocopium goreaui is the source of this 2492-nucleotide messenger RNA. Lineage: Eukaryota; Dinophyceae; Suessiales; Symbiodiniaceae. The record is from the annotation of a GenBank genome assembly.
GCCGGGCAAGGACCUGGCGACACCGGGAAAGCUAACAACGGGAGGGCCACGCCCCUCUCCCGUGAUGGUCAUCAACAAGAUCAUUCCUUUGUGCACGGUGUCCAUCUAUGGCUUCCUGAACCAUGGCAUGGACGAUUUCUUGUACCUGCAAGCUGGAGAGGCUUCAUGGUUGUGUUCCAUCAAUGUCUCUGAGCAAGACUUAUCGCCUCUGAUCCUUGAGCUUUGUGCGGGCAUGGGAGGGAUGGGUAUUGGUGCUUCCUUCCUUGGUGGCAUGCCUAGCCUUUCCAUUGACUCAAAUGAAUUGGCCUGUUGUCAUUUGAUGGCAAAUUCCCAUGGCAAAGUUUUGAAGUUGGAUAUCAAUCAGGCUCUUCUGAUGCCUCAUGCCUGGCGCACUUAUGGACUUCACCAGUGGCCAGACUCCAGUCCUUAUCAUCAGGUGGUUGGAGACCUCUUCAAGUGUUGGGGCCAAAGGACUGCCGGAACCCCGGCACGACCUGCUCCACCCACAGUCUUUGCGGUUGGCAUCACUCAUUUGGGUGCCUUCGACAUGUGCUUCCUGAACGCCGGCCAGUUCCUGUUUGAAGCACUGCGGAGCUUGGACAUUCAGAUGGUCAACUUUCUGAUGGACAUGGAGGGCAAGGUUGAUGGAGCAGAUUUCAGAGUUUGGAAGACCAUGCGCCUCACCACUUUGCAGAACUGGCCUCCGACCAUGCCUCUGCGCGCUGCGGGCCAACGGGCACAUCACAUGGACCCUUCAACCAUGCUGCAACUUCAUGCAGGCCAUGUCGAUAUGGCAGCCACUGAACUUGCGGCCUGGAUCUCUGAUGAGCUUUCUCUUGGUUGGGCUUUGGAUCCAGGACACCUUUUCCAGCAGUCAGAUGACCACGCGUGUGGUACUGUGGCCCUGUUGCACGUCGGUGUCCCUACUGCCUACUGCGAAUGCAGCAAAAAGUGUCCGGCUGCCAUCAAGAAGCUGGGAGCACCAUCAAUUGCCAACCCCUGGCACGCCCUUAAAGCUUUGACCAGCAAACCGGGCAACAACUUCCAGUACGUCCUCAGAUCUGAUUUGAUGGACUUUAUGGACUCCAAAGCGGCAUCAAAACGUGGAGCUCAGAUCUCAAUGCAGAAGAAAAAGAAGAAGAAGAAGGACAAGAAGCAGAACAAAACACCUUCAGCACCUCCGGUGGCGCCAGAUCCUUCCACUAUUCAGCUCAAUCCAGCUCACUUCAUCGACGAUGAGCGUGACCAAGUGGAACAAAUCCCAUUGGCACAGGUUACAGCUGACUCUCGUGGACUUGCUGAGAUUCCCCACAAUCUGAAAUCACAAGCCAACGUGGUUUCCAUCUGUUUUCCGGCCACUUACUUGCCAACUUCCGAUCCUUUGCUGAUCAACGACUGUCUUCUCCAACUUGGUGAUCAUCCCAUCUCCAGACAGAAAGUGCAAGACCCAGCCAAUAGCAUGGACUUAGCCGCCACCAAUGUCCUGAAGAUCCAGCUGUUCAGAGAUGAGCUUGGCUCCAUAUGGGAGGCGGCAGUUGAGGACAGCAUGGAUCAGAUGAUGUUGGAUCUGUGGGGUAGGCUUUUGAUGACAAAAUAUGAGAAGGGCAUGCAGGGCAUUGUCCAGGCUCUGCAUGAAGAGCUGCUCAGCUACUGGACUCCAACUUGGCAAGCGAUGUCAACAGUUGAACCAUCAACCUGGAAUUGGGUGAUUGCUUUUUUCCAAGCUCAUGUUCCUCAGCUCCAGAUGCAGCUUGGUCCCAUUUCACCUGACCAAUGGUUUGGAGCACUGCGAAAGUACAGAACAAAUGCUGCUAGAGGAGUUGACGGCAUCUCGCCCAAAGACUUGCUCUCUUUGCCCAUGGCUUGGACUUUGAGGUUGUUGGAUCUUUUGCAUGCAAUAGAGCUUGGCCAAUCUGACUGGCCUACUGCCAUUUUGUACGGUGUUGUCAAUGUUUUGGCAAAGGAUGAGGGAGCUUCCACAGUUGAUCGUUUUCGACCAGUGGUGGCUUGGCUUGGUGCGCUGCAAUCUGGGGCGUUUAUGGAUCGAGCGGCGCAAGCUCACUUUGAUAUGGACAAGGACUCUCUUCGUCCUUUGUGUGGCGUGAAGGACACCCAGAGCCAUUGGCUUGACUGCCCUCGCUAUGCCUGGGCGCGCGCUGAAGUGGAAUGUUGGCAAAAUCAUCAUGGGCAUGACGCUGUGGCGUUGCGUUCUCAUCUGCUGCCAUCCAGAUCUCCAUUUGCGGCGGCUUGGAAACGAGCCCUCUUGGAGAUACCCGACACCACGGGGCCUGAAGAGCUGAGUGAACCCAAUGAGCGUGGCGAUGUUUCACUUUUUGGUCUUGCGGAUGAGUUGCAAAUUUCAUUUGGCGAUGUGUACAAUUUAGAUGCCAAUGAACUUGUCAGCACUGCUUGGCCAGUUCACCCGGAGCCGGGCGAUUCGUCGGGCAUGCGACGUCGCUCGGCCUAUUUAGGCAAAGACAUGUGGCCAGUAC